AUGGGAAUAACACCUUGUCAAACAGACUUUUUAAACAUUUUUAUCAUUCAUUCUCUUAAGAAUAAAAUCCAUAUUGUGUUGCCUCAGGGAAUAGAGUCAGAUGUCCUUAGAAUUUAUGGGUACUGUGCCUCAAGCUGCCAUUCACGCAGACAGUUUUUUGAAAUGCAUGAAAAACAACUGCGACACGCCUUACAUGCCUACAUAAUAGACUACUGCCAGAAGUCACAAGAAACAGGAAUAUUUCUGUAUGGUCAUUUGAAACUAAACUUGGGAGACAUGCAGAAAGAGAUACAUCAAACCUUGUCCUUGCUUCAGAAUCUGUGGCCAGAAGGAGCUGAUAUUAGAAGUGUUGUCUGCUCCGUUUCAUGCUCUGUGGCACUAAUACUCUAUAAAAAAAUGUUACAUGAGGCACAAGACUGUGAAAACCAAAACACAUGCACAGAAAAUCAUAACACACAGGACUUGAAGAAACCACCAACAUUAAAUGAAGCAGCAGAUCUUUGCAGAAUGCUCUGCCUUAGUGCGAUUUUCCUUCAACAUUUACCUCUGUUUCAAAGAGCUAAGAGUAGAAUCAUUACUCAUAUUUGGGACAGAACACUUGCACCAUUUCUACUAAUGCUAAAGAGAUGUGAAUUUUUCAUCCUAAAACAAUUAAAGUCUGGAAAUAAUUGGAAUGUGAAUUUCGCUGGCCUGCCUGACUUAACUGAUAAUACUUUGUGGAAAAAUAUUGCCUAUUAUUAUGAAAUUGAAUAUAGUAGAGCGAUAGAAAAAUAUAGCAAUACCAGUAACUAA
Messenger RNA from Ceratotherium simum simum (southern white rhinoceros), 792 nucleotides. The record is from RefSeq and is a predicted model, not a curated record. Lineage: Eukaryota; Metazoa; Chordata; Mammalia; Perissodactyla; Rhinocerotidae.